Dendrobium catenatum is the source of this 740-nucleotide messenger RNA. RefSeq lists its product as uncharacterized. The transcript is spliced from 3 exons. The record is from RefSeq and is a predicted model, not a curated record. Lineage: Eukaryota; Viridiplantae; Streptophyta; Magnoliopsida; Asparagales; Orchidaceae. The coding region runs from base 85 to 519 and encodes 144 amino acids.
AUCUUCAACCAAUUAUUGUACUGUUUUUUAUCACUUUUCUCUCGCUAAUCCAAAGUUCUGUGUUUCUUCCCUAACUCCCAAAUUAUGGUGGCUUUGAGAGUGACGGUCUCCCUCCCGUCGAUUGCUUUUGCUAAUAGCCUCGUCCGUUGCAGGCCGGCCCAGCGUCCUCUCUUCGCCGCCUUUGCCAGUUUCUCCAGUGGCGGAGCCACUUGCGGGCAAGCUUCUCCUCUACAGCGGCAGCUUGUGCUUUACACGAAGCCCGGAUGCUGUCUCUGUGAAGGCCUCAAAGAGAAGCUUCAGGCCGCGCUCUCCCUUGGUGGCUCUCACUCUCUCCACUCCGUCCAGCUUCAGGUAAGGGAUAUUUCUGGGAACGCUGAAUGGGAGAGGCUGUACCAGUACGAGAUUCCUGUCCUUGCCAAAAUACUCCCUGAUGGUAGAGAGGAAAUACUUCCUAGAUUGUCCCCUCGCCUUGGAGUCGAGCUCAUACAGAAGAAAAUUGCUGCCGCAUUAGAACAAUAGGUUCAUUUUGCAGGUGCUAUUGUUUUAAUUUAUAGAUUUAAGGAGCAAGAUGGAAUAUGUUAUUAUCUGCCCCAACUGAAUGGCCUUUGCUUUUCAUCACAAGGCAAGAAUUUAUAUUUCAGUCUUAUUUUUGCUUUGAUUUUUACUACCAAACCAAACAGAAGUAUAAUCUCUUGAGUUUACAGGAUCGUUUUAUCCCAUCACUAGUUUGGUGUCUGCAA